AGAGCAAAAUCGCCUCAUUGCUUUACACGGCUACUGCCAUGUCUCCCGCAUACUGAGCAGGACGGAGGGCUAGCGGGACAGGACUGUUGUAGGCUCUGAAUUUCCGAAACCACUAGUUAGCGGAUAACCUACACGGCAGUCAUCAUGUUGGUGGAUUUUGAGAAGCUGCGGAUGGCGGGCGCUGGAAAAGCCAUCGCUGUUCUGACUAGCGGUGGAGAUGCACAGGGAAUGAAUGCAGCUGUUCGUGCUGUAACACGCAUGGGCAUUUAUGUCGGCGCCAAGGUCUAUCUGAUCUAUGAGGGCUAUGAAGGGCUUGUGGAUGGAGGUGACAAUAUCAAAAUUGCCAACUGGCAAAGCGUGAGCAACAUCAUCCAGCUGGGUGGCACGGUGAUUGGCAGUGCCCGUUGUAAGGCUUUCACCACAAGAGAGGGUCGUUUGGCAGCUGCUUUCCACCUGGUCCAGAGGGGCAUCACUAACCUCUGCGUGUGUGGUGGAGAUGGAAGCCUCACUGGAGCCAACAUCUUCCGCAAGGAGUGGAGUGACCUGUUGGCCCAGCUGGUGCAGGAAGGGAGAAUCACCGACUCCUUGGCUCAGCAGUACACCCAUCUGAACAUUGUGGGCCUUGUGGGUUCCAUCGAUAACGAUUUCUGCGGCACAGACAUGACCAUCGGAGCUGACUCCGCCCUUCACCGCAUCAUGGAGGUCAUCGAUGCAAUCAGCACUACUGCACAGAGUCAUCAGAGAACAUUUGUGCUGGAGGUGAUGGGACGACAUUGUGGAUAUCUGGCUGUGGUGUCUGCUCUGGCCUCUGGUGCUGACUGGGUCUUUAUCCCUGAAGCUCCCCCAGAGGAAGGGUGGGAGGACCACAUGUGUGCCCGCCUGGGAGAGAGCCGCAGUAAGGGCUCUCGCCUCAACAUUGUGAUCAUCGCGGAGGGAGCCAUUGAUAAGCAUGGCCAGCCCAUCACCUCUAACUACGUGAAGGACCUGGUGGUGCAGAGACUGGGUUAUGACACUCGAGUCACUGUCCUGGGACACGUGCAGAGGGGAGGGACACCCUCUGCCUUCGACAGGGUGCUGAGCAGUAAAUUGGGAGUAGAGGCUGUCGUGGCUCUGUUGGAGGCCACUCCAGAAACCCCUGCCUGUGUGAUUGGACUGUCUGGUAACCAGGCCAUGCGCCUCCCUCUAAUGGAGUGUGUCAAUAUGACAAAGGAGGUGCAGAAAGCCAUGAAUGAGAAGCGUUUUGAAGAAGCCAUUCAGCUCCGUGGAAAGAGCUUUGAGAACAACUGGAACACCUACAAGCUUUUGGCCCAUCAGAAACCUGCUCAAUCAAAAAGUGACCACUCCAUGGCCAUUCUCAAUGUGGGUGCUCCUGCAGCAGGGAUGAAUGCAGCUGUGAGGUCAGCGGUCAGAGUGGGUCUCGCCCAGGGUCUCCGAGUCUACAACAUCAAUGACGGGUUUGAAGGUCUGGCCAAAGGCAUGGUGACUGAGGUGCACUGGCAUGAUGUAGCAGGCUGGACCGGCCAGGGAGGGUCACUGCUUGGGACUAAACGAACACUCCCCAAAUCCUGCAUGGAACAAAUAGUGGAGACUAUCAGCAAAUACAAUAUACAGUCCCUUCUGGUGAUCGGGGGAUUUGAGGCUUAUGAGGGAGUUCUGCAGCUGGUGGAGGCUCGGGGGCAUUAUGAUGAACUCUGUAUUGUAAUGUGUGUGAUUCCUGCCACCAUAAGCAACAACGUGCCAGGCACAGACUUCAGUCUGGGAGCAGACACGGCCGUCAACGCUGCUAUGGAGAGCUGCGACAAAAUCAAACAAUCCGCAUCCGGCACCAAGAGGCGUGUCUUCAUUGUAGAGACCAUGGGGGGAUAUUGUGGUUACCUGGCAACCACCACAGGCAUUGCUGUGGGGGCAGAUGCAGCUUACAUCUUUGAAGAAUCAUUCAACAUCCAUGACUUGGAGAUGAAUGUGGAGCAUUUGACAGAGAAGAUGAAGAAUGACAUUCAGCGAGGCCUGGUGCUGAGAAAUGAGAAGUGCCACAAACACUACACAACAGACUUCAUUCACAAUCUGUACUCAGCUGAGGGCAAGGGUAUCUUCGACUGCAGGGUUAAUGUCCUGGGACACUUACAGCAGGGUGGGGUCCCAACACCUUUUGACAGGAACUUUGGCACCAAAAUGGGUGUGAAGGCUGUUCUGUGGCUCACUGAGAAAAUGAAAGAGACCCACAGACAAGGCCGUGUGUUUGCCAACGCUCCAGAGACAGCAUGCGUCAUUGGCAUGAACAGGAAAGUGAUGUCCUUUAGCCCAGUUACGGAGCUCAAGGACCACACUGACUUUGAGCACAGGAUGCCAAAAGAGCAGUGGUGGAUAAAUCUGCGUGUCAUGCUGAAAAUGCUGGCCAAGUACCAGACUCAUUUUGAUGAGUAUGUGACCGGGGAUAUAGAGCACGUGACCCGCCGGACCCUCAGCAUAGAGACUGGAUUCUGAAGAGAUGAAAAUACACUCCCUCCACCAGAGGGCGCCAGAGCUAACAAUCCUGCCAUUCCAGUACUGACAAACCCUGAAUACCUCUUUCCCACCUGUGAAAUUUUAUAGUUCCUAAAAUGGAGCUGACCUCAGUAGCACAUUUAAUAAUCCAUUAACGUAAUGGCUGUAAUGAUACCCCCUCUAAUCGUGCAGAUAUGUUUCUCUUCUUGAUUAAGUUUGAACACUAGUUUGUUUCCUUAUUUACAGUGUUAUAGUACGUAAUUGAUGUGAUGCUGUUUGAAAUGUUAGCGAUCUGGUCCCUCUGUGCCUUUGUUGUAUAUUUAGUGUUAAAUGCCAUUGCAGUACAUGUGCACUCGGUAGCGUUUAUUGCACUCACCGUACUGGAAUCCACUGUAUUGUGUUAUGGUUCUUUUUCAAUGUAACUAUAACCCCAGUAAUCAGAAUGCUGCAAAUGUAUUUAAAAGUAACAAAGAUUUAGUAUUUCUUUAUGUGAAAUUAAUAUAUGCCAGUGUGCACUAGAUCUAAUCUCCAAAAGGGACUGUCCAGUAUUUUUAAAAGCAAUCCGAACCUUCCUGCCUAAACCUGAAUCUCUUUCUAUACAUGUAUGUUUGUAACAGUCAUCUCUCUCUUUGUAUUGAAGAUAAAAGUAACACUUGAAAUUUUGAUGCUGUUCUUGGAUAAAUACAUUCUAGUUCUGCUUCCA
Colossoma macropomum (tambaqui) is the source of this 3187-nucleotide messenger RNA. RefSeq names its product phosphofructokinase, liver b (gene pfklb). Gene Ontology annotation, biological process: fructose 1,6-bisphosphate metabolic process; canonical glycolysis; fructose 6-phosphate metabolic process. The record is from RefSeq and is a predicted model, not a curated record. Bases 145 to 2484 code for a protein of 779 amino acids. Gene Ontology annotation, molecular function: ATP binding; 6-phosphofructokinase activity; identical protein binding. Gene Ontology annotation, cellular component: membrane; 6-phosphofructokinase complex; cytoplasm. The transcript is spliced from 22 exons. NCBI's taxonomy places the organism in Eukaryota, Metazoa, Chordata, Actinopteri, Characiformes, Serrasalmidae.